AUGAAGACUACUACGAUAAUGGGCUUUCGUCGAGCUCUGGGAGGUCCUAUGCACUCAGCAAAGAAGCGAUCUAGCUUGAUCUUAGGUAUCAGGCAGGCCAGUACAGCUAGUGACAAACCGCCUAAGAAAAAACGAGUCGUCAUCAUAGGGUCAGGUUGGGCGGGUUACACACUCGCUCGAACUCUUUCCCCAGCCAACAGCACUCGAAUCCUUAUAUCACCUCGAUCUCAUUUCGUAUUCACGCCCCUUCUUGCCUCCGCUUCCGUUGGCACCAUCGAGCCCCGAGCCUCUAUAGAACCAGUCCGUCGACUGAGUCUUGACAAUUUCCACCAAGGCUGGGCUUCCGGCGUGGACUUCAAGCGAAAGACUGUUUUGAUUGAAUCUGCCCCUCCAGACGAUGCUGUGAGCAAUGGUUCCCAGCCCGUCGGCAGCGGGACAACGUUUGAGGUCGAAUAUGACCAACUCGUCCUAGCUGUGGGCUGCCACAGUCAAACAUUCGGCAUCGAAGGCGUCGAAGAGUACGCUUGCUUCCUUAGAGACGUUGGCGACGCCCGUAAAUUACGGCAGAGAGUCCUUCGGGCUUUCGAAAAAGCAUCCAUGCAAACUACCCCUGAAUGCGACAGGAGAAAGCUUCUCCAUUUUGCCAUUGUCGGUGGCGGGCCAACAGGUAUCGAAUUCGCAGGGGAGCUCAAUGACUUGCUUCGCAAAGAUUUGAAGAAGAUGUACCCCGAGUUACUGCCCUAUGCCAAGAUCACAAUAUAUGACAUCUCCUCCAAGGUUCUCCCUAUGUUUGGCGAGAGCCUGACGAAUUAUGCAGUCGACAGACUUCGCCAACAAGGAAUCGAGGUCAAGACUGGACACUCAUUGAAAUCCAUCCGUCGGUCUGGAGAGCUCUUAUCUCUCAAGAUCGACCAGGAGACCGAAGAUGUUGGUGCCGGCGUGGUAUUAUGGAGCACUGGAUUGAGACAGAAUCCUCUUGUCCAGAAGUUAGUUCAACAGAAGAUCGAGGGACAUGGUAACAUCUUGAAGAAUACCGGUACUGGGGGGAUAGUGGUUGACUCCCACUUCCGUGUGCGCACAGACAAUGAUUAUGCCCUUCCCGAUGUCUUUGCUAUCGGCGACUGUACAGUCAUGGAGAACCAUCGUCUUCCAGCCACAGCACAAGUAGCCAAUCAGCAAGCUGCUCACCUUGGACGUUACCUGAAUAACCCCAAGGCAGAUAUGAAACCCUUCAAAUUCCGGGAUCUGGGGGCCAUGGCAUAUUUAGGCGGCUCGAGAGCAAUCCAUCAAAACAGCAAAGGGGAGCUCAAGGGGAUAGCUGCUUGGCUUCUUUGGCGCGCCGCGUACUUGGUUAAAAGUUUUAGCAUUAGGAAUAGGCUACUGAUUCCUGUGUAUUGGGCAGCUACUUGGAUUACUGGCAGAGAUAUUUCGAGAUUUUAG
This is a messenger RNA of Clonostachys solani, 1440 nucleotides long. Lineage: Eukaryota; Fungi; Ascomycota; Sordariomycetes; Hypocreales; Bionectriaceae. The record is from the annotation of a GenBank genome assembly.